Molecule: messenger RNA, 1345 nt
Organism: Camelina sativa (false flax)
Lineage: Eukaryota; Viridiplantae; Streptophyta; Magnoliopsida; Brassicales; Brassicaceae
Source: RefSeq, a predicted model, not a curated record
UUCUCACCACCACCAGAUAUAGUAGUAGCCUUCCCUCUUUUCUGAAUUACAAACAAUCUCUCCUUUUGCCACUAAUCUUAAAAACUUUAUAACUUACUAUAAUGUUGAAAGAAGAGAGUAACGAGAGUGGUAAUUGGGCACGAGCAUGUGACACAUGUCGUUCAGCCGCCUGCACUGUCUACUGUGAAGCUGACUCUGCCUACUUGUGCAAUACCUGUGAUGCUCGAGUUCACGCAGCGAAUCGUGUUGCUUCCCGCCAUGAACGUGUUCGUGUCUGCCAGUCAUGUGAGUCUGCUCCGGCUGCGUUCUUGUGCAAAGCGGACGCUGCCUCUCUCUGCACAACCUGUGAUGCUGAGAUUCAUUCCGCAAACCCACUAGCUAGACGUCAUCAACGUGUUCCCAUUCUCCCAUUGUCUGCAAACUCUUGCAGCUCCAUGGCCCCGAGCGAGACUGAUGCAGAUAAUGAUGAGGAUGAUAUCGAGGUGGCGUCCUGGUUACUGCCUAAUCCAGGCAAAAACAGCGGUACUCAGAACAAUGGGUUCUUGUUUGGUGUUGAGUAUCUUGAUCUUGUGGAUUACAGCUCCAGCAUGGACAACCAAUUCGAUGAUCAUCAGUACAGUCAAUACCAGAGGAGCUUUGGAGGAGAUGGAGUUGUGCCACUUCAAGUUGAAGAAUCAACAAACCACCUGCAACAAAGUCAACACAACUUUCACUUGGGUAUCAACUAUGGCUGCUCCACAGGAGCUCACUACAACAACUCCUUAAAGGACCUAAACUAUAGCGCAUCCGUUUCAUCAAUGGACAUCAGUGUUGUGCCAGAGUCACCAGCAAGUGACAUAACAGUCCAACACCCAAGAACAACUAAAGAGACGAUAGACCAACUAUCUGGUCCUCCUACUCAGAUGGUGCAGCAGCUUACUCCAAUGGAAAGGGAGGCUAGGGUCCUGAGAUACAGAGAGAAGAAGAAGACGAGGAAGUUUGACAAGACAAUAAGGUAUGCUUCAAGAAAGGCAUAUGCAGAGAUAAGGCCACGAAUCAAGGGCAGAUUCGCAAAGAGGAUAGAAAUUGAAGCUGAUGCUGAAGAAAUCUUCUCAACAUCGCUAAUGUCUGAGACUGGAUAUGGAAUUGUUCCUUCCUUUUGAACUACUAUGGCGAAGAUGGACUAGAUUGCAUGCUGUAAAAUACUUCUAGUUUGGAUUUCUACAAGUUAUUACCACAUUUACGCAUAUGAAUCCUUAGUUUUGUCACUUUUGUCCAACUAGUACGAGUUAAUUAGAUAUGUUCCUAUAGCUGCAGUGUUUAAACAACAUCUCUCUAAAUAGAUGAAAUGGUGAAAUCUUAUCUU